AUGUCCACUGGGCCUCUGAGGAGAUCAAAGGAUCAAGGGAAUGCUGGCCAUGGUGGGAACUGUGGGGGCAAAGGCCUGGAGACUGCUCUGAACAGGAACACACAAGCUGUCCCUGCAACAAAUAUGGCCCAGAUGCAGACACUGGUCCUGUUUUCAACAUUACUGAUCCUCUGUGUCUCAGCAGCGAGCCCUGAAGUGUGGGUGCAAGUCCAGAUGGAGGCCACCAACCUCUCAUUCUUCUCAGUUCACUGUGGGGUUUUAGGAUGUAACCACAUCUCCCUGGUAACAGUGAGCUGGAAAGGAUUUGUUGAUGCUCGAGAGACCAAACUAGCUGUUUUACAUCCAGAAUUUGGCACCCAGCAGUGGGCUCCUGCCAGCCAGGCCCACUGGGAAACCCCAAUUAGCAUCUCUGUCACUCUGACCCUGGAACAAUCCAAAGCAAGAAGCUCCCUAGCCAACACUACAUUCUGCUGCGAGUUUGUUACCUUCCCUCAUGGUUCCAGGGUGGCCUGUAGAGACCUCCAUAGCUCAGAUCCAGGACUCUCUGCCCCGACUCCAGCCCCCAUUCUUCAAGCAGAUCUGGCAGGGAUCUUGGGAACCUCAGGGUUUUUCCUGUUUGGUUUCAUCUUUAUACUAUGUCUCCGGUGGUGGCAGAGGCAUUGGUGAGAAUGGGUCCAAUGUUCCAGUAAAUCUCAGCUGUCCCUCACCAGAACCCAGGCACAGAUGGAGACCCAAGAUUACUCAAGCUCUACUCAAUGAUUAGAUGCAGAUCUCUGCAUCAACUUCCAAGAGUUGCUGGGCAAAGCCCCUCUGAUGAGAUUUAUGCAAGGCUCCUUGUUAUGUUCUGUCCAACAAUUACCUAGCAACAGUCAGCUGGUCUGGAGGACACAGGGUCCAGAGGAUUCCUUCACUGUUGAACCUGGGAGCCAUGGCAAUGAUGGUUAUGGCCACAGCUGUGCUCACAACCCUGGUUUACGGAUGGAUGAUCCGCCUGUGGUGGAAGCAAAGGUUAGCAGAGGAAAGCCUAAUCCCCAGGCAGAUGAGCACCUGUCAUCCCAUGGGGGCGGCUGA
Messenger RNA from Rattus rattus (black rat), 1071 nucleotides. It is a transcript of the gene Pvrig, whose product is annotated as PVR related immunoglobulin domain containing. Gene Ontology annotation, molecular function: signaling receptor activity. NCBI's taxonomy places the organism in Eukaryota, Metazoa, Chordata, Mammalia, Rodentia, Muridae. Gene Ontology annotation, cellular component: plasma membrane. Gene Ontology annotation, biological process: negative regulation of T cell receptor signaling pathway. The transcript has 9 exons. The record is from RefSeq and is a predicted model, not a curated record.